Messenger RNA from Drosophila melanogaster (fruit fly), 1415 nucleotides. RefSeq lists its product as uncharacterized. The transcript has 2 exons. Lineage: Eukaryota; Metazoa; Arthropoda; Insecta; Diptera; Drosophilidae. The coding region runs from base 39 to 1289 and encodes 416 amino acids. The record is from RefSeq and is marked reviewed.
CAUCAUUCCGAAUUGUUUGUUGAGAGCGCGAAAUAAAAAUGCCAGAAAACGCAGAUACCGAGCAAUUUAAUGCCGAUGAGCUGGAGGCUCCUGCAUGGCUGAAUGCCCAGUUUAUUACUGACGUUCUUAGAACCUACGAAAAGUGUCCGGAACUGGAGGUUACCGAUCUUAAAAUCACUCCGGCGAGUGCCCAGGGAGAUCACUACGCAAGCGUAAUGUUCCGUACUACUGCUGAGUAUACCACUUCGAAAGGAAAGUUCUGUAAGCCGCUAAUCAUUAAAACGAUGCCAGAACAAGAAGGACACAAGAAGGAUAUGCUUAGCGACUCACAUUUGUUCUCCACCGAGAUUAAUGCUUACACUAAGGCUCUGCCCGAAUUCGAGAGAAUUCUCCGGGAGGCAGGCGACGAUACAAAGCUAUUUGUGCCCUGUAUCUACCACAGUCUAGAGCCUCGGCAGGUGUUAAUAUUCGAGGAUUUGGUGCCGCAGGGAUACUUCGUGAUCCGAGAUCGUCCAAUAAACAUGAACGAAUACAAAAAUGUUUUCUCCAAACUGGCCAAAUGGCAUGCUGUUAGCAUGAAAGUCUUGAAUGAGCAACCUGAUAUCUUGAAAGACUUCAAGUAUGGGCUAAUGGAAAUGCCUUCUAUUAUGUCGGAUCCAAUGGUUACUACUGGAAUGGACAACUUUUUGAAAAUGAUGGACCAGAUUCCUGAACUUACAAAGUACAAGCCACACUUUGAGAAAAUAAAAGAGAACUACAUACAGCGUAUGGGUGAUGUAAUGCAGGAAUAUCGCAAGAACGUUCAAUCCGAUGGAUACUACGUGAUGUGUCACGGAGAUUUUCAUGGCCGAAAUAUGAUGUUCAAUAAAAAUGAGGAGGUCAUGUUUGUAGAUUUCCAAAUCUGUAACCUGUGUCCCAUUACAAUCGAUUUGAGUUAUUCUGUGUACAUGCUCAUGGAGCCAGAGCAGCGAUGGGAUCUCGGAAAGGAUCUUAUUAACUUUUAUUUUUCGGUUUUGGAGGACACGUUAAAAAAAGUUGGCUACAAGGGCAAGAUGCCGACCAAUGAUGGUCUGUGGAAGCAAAUACACCGACACAAGUUUUAUGACUUCUUCCUUUUAACCACUUUUUCGCCAAUGAUUGUGGCCGUUAAAGCGAAUACGUUUAAAAUACACGAGUUAAUUCAAGAUCCGGAAAUCAGACAAAAAUCAUACCUCUAUGACCCUUAUGUUCAAGAUGUCAAAAAGCUUUUGGGUAAAUAUGAGGAAAUGGGAUACUUUAACGAUCUUUGAUCUAUUUUUAAAGCUAUCAGUUAAAAUGUGUAUAUAUUGCAUGGCUAAUUGAUCGCAACUAUAUGAACCAUGUAAUUUUUUAGGGUUUCCUUUUGCUUUAAAUUAAAUAACAAAACGUAUCAUCAA